This is a messenger RNA of Notodromas monacha, 1928 nucleotides long. Lineage: Eukaryota; Metazoa; Arthropoda; Ostracoda; Podocopida; Cyprididae. The record is from the annotation of a GenBank genome assembly.
CUUGACGUGAUGAUUGAAGAAAUGGACAAAGAAGCAGCUGCUUUGAAGCUUGACCCAACCCGGAAACCCGUGAUGACCGAGGAAGUGAUCGUGUCACAAUGCGUCGUUUUCUUCUUGGCUGGGUUCGACACCACCGGAUCUACCUUGUCCAUGUGCUGUCACUUCCUGGCACUGGAUCAGGAAGUACAGCAGAAGUGCCUCAACGAAAUCCGGUCGACGAUGAAGAAAUUCGAGGGUAAAAUCUGUCACGAAAUGAUCGCAGAAUGCCAUUAUUUGGACCAAAUUCUGAAUGAAAGCCUGAGGAUUGUUCCACCAACGUUGAGGCUUGAAAGAGUGUGCACUCAUCCGUGUACAGUUCAAGGAAUUAAAUUUAGAAAGGAUGACGUUGUCACUGUUCCCAUCUACGCAAUCCAUAACUUGGAAGAAAACUUUCCGGAUCCCGAAAAAUUCGACCCUGACAGAAUGCUUAGUAAAGUGGAAGAACCCAGUGAGGAAGAAAUUCUCCAAAAGAUGUCCAAAACUCAUCCAAAUGAGUUGUAUGGACAUCUUUUGGAGAAAAUGUCCACAAAAGUUGUGCUCUGGCGGACAAGUUUGGAGAACUUGUCCGCCAGAGCACAAACUGCCAGACACUGGCAACAGAAAUGCACGGACAAGUCCUCCAAACUUGUCCACACAGUAUCACUGGCACCAGACAACCAGUUUUGGAUGGCUUUUGGAUCAGAAUUGGACACGUUGUCUGAUUUUCAUCCAAAGCAACUUGUCCAAAACUUUCAAUGCAAUAGCAAGUGGCUGCAAUUCAUGAGGCAAGUUGUGAUAGCAACGAGUCAUUACAGCGGUAAGUUGUUGCAGCAGCAACUUCCACCUGCAGCAACUUAUCACAGUGGCAAGUUAACACUGCAGCAAGUUGUGACAGUGGCAAGUUCAACUGCUUGCGGCAGAUUUGCUCCUGAGAACAAAGGAAAUAUAAAACCCUUCACCUAUUUGCCAUUUGGGAAUGGGAUCAGGAACUGCAUCGGAAUGCGAUUUGCACAAGAAGAAAUCAAACUCGCUCUCGCCACAAUUGUGCACAAUUUCAAGCUUUCCAAAUGCGAGAAAACAAACGUCCCUUUCAAAACCAAGUCACAUGCUUUCAUGAUCCAACCUCUUGAAAUGUUCGUGAAAUUCGACAAAAGGGAGUGAGAAAGUGAACAAAGAGAAGAACAAGAAAGUUUGGAUAUUUCUUUGGGAAAAUAUUCGAGCAUCACAUUUUAUCGCUGUUUCCUGUGAGAUUUCGUUGAUGACCAUCGAAUAUUCAAGAUUUUUAUUUUACUUCGUGGUCGUUUUGUAUAGUUCCGAUAGCCAACCGUGAUUUUGUUCGAACAUUUUGCAAGUCAUUGGAAAUGAAAAAAAAUGCUCUGAAAAAAAAACUUCGCAAUGAACCUGUUCCCGGUACUUUGACAAAAUCAUCUGAUUAUUUCCAUGCAUUUAACAAAUGUAUUUAGUCGUGACUUUUUUCUGAAGAGAUUGAUUUCUAUACUCUUUCUUUGUAAAAUUGAGAAAAAUGCAGAUUGAGAAAAAUACUGAGUGAAAAAAUUGCGUCACCCAAUUCUCAUCAGACCAAACAUUCAUCUAAUUGUCAAUAAAAUUGGAGCAACAGAAACCAUGGAAACAGGUCAAUUUUCCCCAUAUUUUCUCAAAUCAGCCACAUACUUUUAAAACACUGUAUUCUGACCAAAAAAGUACAUGAAUUUCACGGGAGGCCCAUGUCACAAAUUUGAAUUUCGAGUUCAGCACGAAAGUCUAGAUAAAAUGUGGAUGAAACUGAAAAAAAAGUAUUCCACCAAGAGAGAGAAACAUCAUCUUAUCCGUGAAGAAAUUUCGAAUCCUUUUCUUUCCGGAUACGAAUUUGCAUGAGCAAAAUUGAGAAAAUUCUAAAAUUUCCCAGCUGG